This is a messenger RNA of Manduca sexta (tobacco hornworm), 1646 nucleotides long. RefSeq names its product FAD-dependent oxidoreductase domain-containing protein 1 (gene l(2)37Bb). Gene Ontology annotation, cellular component: cytoplasm. Bases 132 to 1520 code for a protein of 462 amino acids. Gene Ontology annotation, molecular function: oxidoreductase activity. The transcript is spliced from 6 exons. NCBI's taxonomy places the organism in Eukaryota, Metazoa, Arthropoda, Insecta, Lepidoptera, Sphingidae. The record is from RefSeq and is a predicted model, not a curated record.
CAAUGAAGUAUUGACUUUUCUUUGCAGGUAUUUUGGUGAAUUGUUGAUUGAUGCACCUAAAAACAACAAACUUAAAAAAAUCAAGAAAUAUCAUAAAAUAAUUACAAAUAUUGUACUGAAUCAUAGCUAAUAUGAAUAUGUAUUGUCGGAUUAUAAAACAAACAAAAUCUUUACUAUACUUACGGCCUUAUUCAACUAAAAACCCCUUUUCGAAAACUUGGAACACGAUAUCACAAGACAUACCUUAUUUUUUUAAACUACGGGAAGAAGAAAUUGUUUAUCCGGAACAUGCAGACAUCGUGAUAAUAGGUGGUGGUUUAAUUGGUGUUUCUACGGCGUAUUGGCUAAACACAAGAGCGGGAGAAGGAAUCUCUGUCGUAGUCUUAGAAAAGGAUUUCUCUUAUAGUGAAAUGCAAAAAAAAUUUAAGUAUGGAACUUUAACCCAACAUUUUUCACUACCAGAAAAUAUUCUUUUAUCUCAACAUAGUGCAGAAUUCCUAAGAAACAUUAAACAAAAUGUAAAUAACAAUGUUGACAUUCAAUACUUUCCUACUGGCUCAUUGGUGUUAGCCAGUGAACAAUAUGCUGAUAAAUUAGAACAUAAUGUGGCCAUCCAGAAAGAACAUGGAUUGAGAAAUGAGUUGUUGUCGCCUAAUGAGUUGAAAAGUAAAUUUCCCUGGCUGAAUGUAAGUGAUGUAAAAUUAGGUUGCAUGGGUGUGGAGUCUGAGGGAAUAUAUAAUUCAUGGGAGUUAUUGAAGGGGUUGAUACAUAAAACCAAAGAACUUGGAACCACAUAUGUAAAUGCCGAAGUAGUUGGUUUUGAAAUGGAAAAACAGCGCGAUGUAUUAAUGGAAGGCAUACCUCCUGGAUCAUUUGAAAGAAUAAUAAGGGUCAUUUAUAAAACUCCAAAUAAUGAAGAACAUAAAAUAAAAUUUUCAGGAUGUAUAUUGGCUGGGGGUGCUUAUUCAUCAGAUAUUGCAAAGUUAGCAAAAGUGGGCACAGGUGAUGGCAUGCUAGCAAUACCAUUACCUAUUGAUAAAAGAGAACAUGGAAGUUAUAUAAUUAAGGGCAAGGCUGCAGAAACAGGAUUGUCUACCCCUUUGGUUAAUGAUUCAAGUGGGUUUUGGUUAAGAAGAAAUGGGUUAGAUAAUAAUUUACUUUGUGGCCAGCUACCCUCGAUAAAUCCAGAGCACCAAAAUGAAAUUGAUAUAGAUACAAUCAAAUGUUCUCUACAAAAUAGAUUUUCAAAUUAUGAAAAUUGUGAGAUUCAGCAACAUAUAACUGAAACAUAUGAUUGUAAUGUUUAUGAUGAUUCUGGAAUUUUGGGACCACAUCCAUACCAUAACAAUUUAUAUAUUGCCACAGGAUUUGGUAAAUAUGGUUGCCAACAUGCUCCUGGGAUAGGGAGAGCUAUAGCAGAAUUAAUAAUAGAUAGCCAAUUUACUACGAUAGAUUUAACAAGACUUGGGUUUGACAGACUUUUAGUAGAUGAACCAGUUAUUGAAUUUAAUGUAUAUUAGUAUAUCAUCUUCCAUGACCUAAAAUUGACACCAAGUCACAGCUGUUCAAAAUUCUACCAAAUUAAACAUCUACAGGUUGUUAAAAUGAAAUAUAAUUAUUCUCAAUAAAUUAAGAUAUAUUUAAAA